AUGAAUCAUAAACGAUAUUGUUCCUCGAAAAAAACAAAAUUAAAAGAAAAAAAAAAAAAACUAAAUUCCUUCAAAAAAUAAGGGAUAAAUAAAUAAAUAAAAAGUUUUUCCAUUUUCAUGGUCAUACAAUUACCGCCAUUAGAGUCCAAAGUCGGAGUCUCAGCAACAGAAGAGAUUCAUACGCCACAGGAUUUCUCUCCGAGCUAAAUUUCUGAAUCUGGUAUCAAAGUGAUUGCAAAAGCUAGCCCUUAUUUCACUAUAGCAACGCAAAAUCCAGAUCUUUCGUUUUUUCGUGUUUUUCUUUGGAAUUGGGAAUUGGAGGAAUCAGGAGGAAUAUGGUGGUGAGGAUUUCAGUGAAGCCCACCUUCACAAUAGCGGUGGUCUCUCUCUCUCUUCUUCUCGCCAUGCUUCUCCUGUCUCCCUCUUCUCCUUUCUCACAAACUCAAAUGCGACUCAUUUCCUCUUCACAACAUGAUGAAAAGGAUAUAUGGAGUGUACGGAGGAUGUUUGAGUGGAAACCUUGCAAGUGGUGGCUACAAGGACAUCUUCCUGUUCUGCCAGCCCAAAGUAAUGGAUAUAUCCGAGUGGAUUGCUAUGGCGGUCUUAACCAGAUGAGAAGAGAUUUGUGUGACGGUGUUGGUAUUGCCCGUCUUUUAAAUGCAACGUUGGUUUUGCCAAAGUUUGAAGUGGCUGCCUACUGGGAUGAAUCAAGUGGUUUUGCAGAUGUAUUUGAUGUUGACUACUUCAUUCAGCAAAUGGAGGGCUUCAUUAAAGUUGCCAAAGAGUUGCCACCAGAGAUUGCAUCAAAGAAACCAGUCCGUGUAGAUUGUAGCAAACGCAAAGGUCAAUUUGAUUAUAUUGAAAGUGUACUUCCUUUGCUUUUGGAACAUCGUUAUAUUUCAAUGACACCUGCUAUGAGCCAAAGAAGGGACAGAUAUCCACAGUACGCGAAAGCUGCUCUAUGUCAAGCUUGUUACAAUGCACUACGCCUCACAAGAUCCUUGGAGAAGAAAGCCUCUGAACUUUUUGAAGCCAUACCUCAACCCUUCCUGUCACUUCACCUUCGAUUUGAACCUGACAUGGUUGCUUACAGUCAGUGCGAGUACACAGGCCUUUCUCCUGGCUCCAUCAAAGCAAUUGAGCAAGCACGGGGAGAUAGGAAACCAUGGACCGGAGAACCAGCCGAGCUUUGGAGAAAACGGGGGAAAUGUCCCCUUACACCCAACGAGACAGCCUUCAUACUCCAAUCACUUUCCAUCCCAACAGACACAAAUAUAUAUUUGGCAGCUGGGGAUGGUAUAAUGGAAAUGGAAGGAUUAACUUCUAUUUACACCAAUGUAGUUACAAAGUCUAGCCUUCUUAGUGGUGAAGAUUUUAGAAGAAUGCAUGGGAACACUAAAGCUGCUUUGGAUUAUUACGUGUCCAUUAACAGCGAUUCAUACAUCGCAACAUACUUUGGAAACAUGGAUAAGAUAGUUGGAGCAAUGAGAGCUUUUAAGGGCUUGUACAAGACUCUCUUCUUAAGCAGGAAAGCUUUCGCAGAUUUCACUGCGCAGGGUUUGAGAGGGAAGGAGUUAUCGGAAGCCAUGUGGAAAGCUCAUCGCAAUGAUUUUGUAAUGGGGAGAGGAUCAGCUUUGCCUGAUUGUUUUUGCGAGUUUAAAUUGUGAUUACUAAGUUAGGUUUCAUCUCAUGAAAAGAUCAAAGAAUCUGUGUGGCUAUCGUCACUGACGAGGAGUCUGGUAGGAUUAAGAUUUUUUUCCCCCCCUUAUGAUCCUGUUUUAGGGAGUUCUUUCUUUGUUUUAACGAAUUUUUAUGUAACUUGCCCCAUUCGUUGGCCCAAUGUUCAUGGCCGUUGUGAGAUUACUGAAACUGAAACAAUUUUCUUUAAAGGGUCGUGUUACAUGUUUGUACAAUGUUGAGAACUUUUUGUAGUGUAAGAAAUUUUGUGAA
This is a messenger RNA of Morus notabilis, 1950 nucleotides long. Its product is annotated as O-fucosyltransferase 13. NCBI's taxonomy places the organism in Eukaryota, Viridiplantae, Streptophyta, Magnoliopsida, Rosales, Moraceae. Gene Ontology annotation, cellular component: cytoplasm. The coding region runs from base 336 to 1667 and encodes 443 amino acids. The transcript has 6 exons. The record is from RefSeq and is a predicted model, not a curated record.